Molecule: messenger RNA, 430 nt
Organism: Amyelois transitella
Lineage: Eukaryota; Metazoa; Arthropoda; Insecta; Lepidoptera; Pyralidae
Product: B1 protein-like
Exons: 2
Coding region: 17-430 (137 amino acids)
Biological process (GO): sensory perception of smell
Molecular function (GO): odorant binding
Source: RefSeq, a predicted model, not a curated record
UGGUUCAGUUGCUAAAAUGUAUUCCAUUUAUUUUUUGUGUCUUAUUGUGGUAGUGUUGGGCGUUCAAGCACAUAAUGUGCAACUGCCUCAAACUCAAAAAGACAAGGUACACUUAUACAUUAUGGAAUGUAUGAAACAAACGGGGGUGAAGCCUGAAGUGUUGAAAGACGCCAAACAGGGAAAUUUCAAAGACGAUGAAGCGUUGAAGAAUUUCAUACUAUGUUUCUUCCAAAAGGCGGGUAUCGUAGAUCGCGAUGGCAAAGUAAAUGUAGAUGCGGCAUUAGCCAAGUUACCUGCGGGAGUUGAUAAGGGGGAGGCUAAAACUCUGUUGGAAGGGUGUAAAAAGAAGACAGGAAAAAAUGCGGCAGAAACAGCUUUCGAAGUUUUCAAAUGUUACUCUCAUGGAACAAAAUCACACAUUCUGUUAUAA